UCUGCGAAGGAGACGAAAACCGAAAUAAAACAGAUAAAAACCAGCGGGUGAAUAAACGAGGACUCGUCGCGGGCUCGCGCGCGGUACCUGCAGCGGACGUCAUGGUGGAGUUGUGCCGCGCGCGGACCUCCUGAAACAGAAGAGCAGACGUGUGUGGAAAGUGGCGCGAGCGAGAGGAGGCGUGCAGGAAGCGCGACGGUGUUAAAGGUGACGAGAUAACCAAUCACAGCGCUUCCUUCGCCGAGGCGGCCAAUCACAGCCACGUCUUAGUGACCACGUGGGGGGAGGAGAGGCGCAUGUGACAAACUAACCCUCUGCCGAGAAGAAGAGCCACUUUCCUAUUUAUCCACUGAACUAAUCUGCUCUUUUAGACAAGGGAAGUGAUCGAUCACAGGUGACUUCGUCAGGACCGGAUCGAUCAGUCGGACCUCGUGAGCUCUGUCACCUCGGAACACCACGUGUUUCCUCUCGUGCGUGUGAUCGUUCCGGUGACUUCCCUCCGGUUCUCCUCCGUUAAAAGACUCCUUUCAUAUUCAGACGAGUUGCACGCGGUGCGUACACGAGUUCGCUGCACGUGCUCGUCCAACGCACGUGCUCAUCGCCCAGGGCGACCGGGACAGCGGGAGCGGCUUCCGGUCCACCGAGGACCGACCACCGGGCGAUGGAGUUCGAGGGCUCCGGCAUCGGGGAGGAGUGCGGGGUGUUCGGCUGCGUGGCGGCGGGAGAGUGGCCCACGCAGCUGGAGGUCGCCCAGGUGUUGACGCUGGGGCUCGUGGCGCUGCAGCACAGGGGUCAAGAGAGUGCUGGGAUCGUCACCAGCAAUGUAGGCAGUGCGCCCACGUACGCCGUCCUCAAGGGAAUGGGGUUAGUGAGCACGGCCUUCGCCCCCGAGGCGCUGCUGAAGCUUCGCCACGGCAACCUCGGCAUCUGCCACACGCGCUACUCCACCACCGGCAUCUCCGAGCUGCAGAACUGCCAGCCGUUCGUGGUGGACACGCUGCACGGGAAGAUCGCCGUGGCCCACAACGGCGAGCUGGUCAACGCCGAGGCGCUGCGCAAGCGGGUGAUGCGUCAUGGCGUCGGCCUCUCCACCAGCUCGGACAGCGAGCUCAUCACCCAGCUGCUGGCGCUGACCCCCCCCAUGGAGGAGCAGGACGCGCCCGACUGGGUCGCCAGGAUAAAGAACCUGAUGAGCGAGACGCCGACGUCGUACUCGCUGCUCGUCAUGUUCAAAGACGUCGUCUACGCCGUGCGCGACCCCUACGGGAAUCGCCCACUCUGCAUCGGCCGCGUGGUGCCCGUCUCCAAGCUGCACAGCUCAGGGGCCGGGGUGGAGGACACCGAGGGCUGGGUGGUGUCGUCGGAGUCCUGCAGCUUCCAGUCCAUCGGCGCCAAGUACUACCGGGAGGUGCUGCCGGGGGAGAUCGUCCAGAUCUCGAGGCACGGGGUGAAGUCUCUGAGCGUGGUGCCGCGUCCCGAGGGAGACCUCCCGGCCUUCUGCAUAUUCGAGUACGUCUACUUCGCCCGGCCGGACUCCAUCUUUGAAGGGCAGAUGGUCUACACCGUGAGGCAGCGCUGCGGGCGCCAGCUCGCCAUCGAGGCCCCGUCGGACGCCGACGUGGUCAGCACCGUGCCGGAGUCGGCUACGCCCGCCGCCCUGGGCUACGCCCAGCAGUUCGGGCUGCCGUACAUAGAGGUGCUGUGUAAGAACCGCUACGUCGGCCGGACCUUCAUCCAGCCAAACACCCCCCUCCGGUAGCUGGGGGUCGCCAAGAAGUUUGGCGCCCUGACGGACAACUUCGCCGGGAAACGGGUGGUGCUGGUGGACGACUCCAUCGUCAGGGGCAACACCAUCUCCCCCAUCAUCAAGCUGCUGAAGGAGGCCGGAGCGAAGGAGGUCCACAUCCGGGUGGCCUCCCCUCCGAUCCGGUUCCCCUGCUACAUGGGCAUCAACAUCCCAACCAAGGAGGAGCUCAUCGCCAACAAGCCCGAGUUCCAGGACUUGGCCAAAUACAUCGGUGCAGCCAGCGUGCAGUACCUGACGGUGGAGGGCCUGCUGUCGGCGGUGCAGGACGGGGUCGCCUCCCAGCAGCAGAAGGACCAGCUGAUCGGCUCCGGCAACAAGUCCAGCAAGAGGGUGGGACACUGCACCGCCUGCCUGACGGGGAAGUACCCGGUGGAGCUGGAGUGGUAGUGAAGGGGGGGGGGGGGGGGGGGUGAAAAC
This is a messenger RNA of Gasterosteus aculeatus aculeatus (three-spined stickleback), 2224 nucleotides long. It is a transcript of the gene ppat, whose product is annotated as phosphoribosyl pyrophosphate amidotransferase. The record is from RefSeq and is a predicted model, not a curated record. Gene Ontology annotation, molecular function: amidophosphoribosyltransferase activity. Lineage: Eukaryota; Metazoa; Chordata; Actinopteri; Perciformes; Gasterosteidae. Gene Ontology annotation, biological process: purine nucleobase biosynthetic process.